AUAUAUAUAUUACACAAAUCAGCAACUCUCUCAAAACCCAUCAAAGCCCACCAAUCUCAUCUCCUCUGCUCUCUCCAUAUCUUUUUUAUUCUUCCUUCUCUCUCACUUAGCAGAAAGAAGAAGAAGGAGAAGAAACAACAACACCAAAAUGCUCAAACAGUUCCUUCUUCUCCAAUCCUUCUCCUUGUUCCUCUUCAAUGUUGUUAUCGUCGGAGGACGUGUAAUCGGCGGCGGUUUCUCGGCGGAGGAGAAUCCAUUCACACCGAAAGCAUCUUUAGUUCGUUACUGGAACAAAGAGAUCCGUAACGUAUCUCCCAGAUCGGAGUUUUUAAUCUCCAAAGCCUCGCCACUCAACGCCGUGGACUCAGCCACUUUCUCCAAACUCGCCGCCACCAACUCGCUCCCGACUCGUUUUCCCGAUUUCUGCUCCGCCGCCAAUCUCUUCUGUUUCCCUGACUUAGGAGCGAGUCUCGAGAAACACGAAGACGACGUCAAGUUCUCCACUUACGACCAGAAGAACUUCACUAACUACGGCAGCGGUCGCGCCGGAGGAGCCGACUCGUUCAAAAACUACUCCAAAGACGCCAAUGUCGUGACCGAUUCGUUCCGGAGAUACAGCCGUAACGCGGCGGGACACGACGAUAAGUUCACCGUCUACGGAGAAAGCAGCAACGUCGUCGAGGAAGGAUUCAACUCAUACGGAACAUUCGGAACCGGCGGCGCCGGAGAGUUCACUAACUACCAAAACAACGUGAACAACCCGACGAGUCGAUUCACGGCGUAUUCAGACGGAGGAAACGGUCGAAGUCAAUCAUUCAAAACCUACACGCACGACGCUAACGCCGGCGAAGGCCAAUCCUUCACGAGCUACGGCAAAAACGGAAACGGGCUCCCGAACAAGUUCGCUUCUUACGGCGCCUCCUCCAACGUAAUCGGCUCCGGAUUCUCAAACUACGGCGAGAGCGGAAACGCCGCCAACGACACCUUCACCAGCUACGGAACCGACGGGAAUGUGCCGCAGAACAAUUUCAAAAACUACGGCGCUUCCGGUAACUCCGCCGUGGACACAUUCGCGAAUUACAGAGAUAAGGCCAACGUCGGCGACGAUUCCUUCUCUUCCUACGCCAAAGAUUCGAAUUCCGAGAAGGUCAAUUUCGUAAAUUACGGUCAAUCAUUCAAUCCCGGUUCGGAGACUUUCACCGGUUAUGGCAAAGGAGCUGAAAACCACAAAAUCAGUUUCAAAACCUAUACUCCCAACUCCACCUUCAAGGACUACAACAAAAACGGCGUCGCUUUCGCCAAAUACAACGCUUCUUCUGCAACAAACUCCGUCGGCGAUGGCAAAACCGUGAAUAAGUGGAUCGAACCGGGCAAAUUCUUCAGGGAAGCGUCGCUUAAAGAAGGCACAGUGAUCCCUAUGCCCGAUAUCAAAGAUAAAAUGCCGAAAAGGUCGUUUUUACCCCGGAGUAUAAUCACGAAACUACCCUUCUCCACUUCCAAACUCGGCGAGAUCAAGAGGAUCUUCCACGCCGGAGAGAACUCGACGAUGGGAGGGAUAAUCACCGACGCGGUGACGGAGUGCGAGAGACCACCGAGCGUCGGAGAGACGAAGCGAUGCGUCGGCUCGGCUGAGGACAUGAUCGACUUCGCGACGUCGGUGCUUGGCCGCAGCGUGGUGCUGAGAACCACAGAGAACGUGGCAGGGUCAAAGCAGAAGGUCGUGAUCGGAAAAGUCAACGGGAUCAACGGCGGGAAGGUGACGAAAGCGGUGUCGUGUCACCAGAGCUUGUACCCGUACCUGAUGUAUUACUGCCACUCCGUGCCUAAGGUUCGGGUGUACGAAGCUGACCUCCUGGAGUUGGAUAGUAAGAAGAAGAUUAACCACGGGAUCGCCAUCUGUCACAUGGACACGUCAUCAUGGGGUGCGAGCCAUGGAGCUUUCUUAGCUCUCGGGUCAAAACCGGGUCGGAUCGAAGUGUGUCACUGGAUAUUUGAGAACGACAUGAACUGGGCUAUCGCUGAUUAGAAGAUUCAUCAUUGGUUCGAUCCACUUUAUCAAAAAAUUAUAUGAUUAUGGGGUUUUUUUUUUACAUAGAGGAAUGUUAAUUUUCUACUUAUUAUAUUUUGGAAGUGUUUUUUUUCUUUUUUUUUCAGUAACAUGUAAAGGACUUGUUACUGAAUAAAUAUGUGGGCGGUACGAAUAAAAAAAAAAAAAGAUUUUUAGUGAA
Molecule: messenger RNA, 2228 nt
Organism: Capsella rubella
Lineage: Eukaryota; Viridiplantae; Streptophyta; Magnoliopsida; Brassicales; Brassicaceae
Product: polygalacturonase 1 beta-like protein 3
Exons: 2
Coding region: 149-2026 (625 amino acids)
Source: RefSeq, a predicted model, not a curated record